AUGGAAGCCCGAACGGAUCACCAACAACCGUCCGGCGAUCCUUCGCCGGGGCAACCUCGCUGGGUGUUGCUCCAGGGCAACAUGAUCUGCGAGGAUCCCGCCGCCAGAGCAACAACUCCCAUCGCCAGCGACGAUCUCGACGCCGAGACCGUGGCGGAUGCUCUGACCUCCGGAGGCCGUAACGUCCGCGUCUCUCUCCACCUCACGGCGCCACCGGCGGUGUCACGCCUGCGCGUCGACAUCCCCGGCCUGCCGGAGGGCACCCAGCUCCUCGCGCAGAUCAUCGCGGCCCACGCGGACUCGGUCCUUAUAGAGAUCGAGACCAGCAGACCCGGCAGGUUUGAUACUCACAAACGCGACUCGUUGGACUACUUCGUCUAUAAUGCCGGCGACGCCGCCGCCGACCCUUCCCGCCCGCCGUCGCUGUCGCUGCUGCCCCCUUACCACAAGGGGUCACCCAGGUGGAAGCGACUUAUGCCUGUAGAAACCAAUGCCCUCCUGCGCCGCGGCGACGAGGACCUGCUCGUGGCGCGGCUGACCCUCGAUGGCACGGAAGGAGAGGCGCCGCUCGAGGCCGAGCUCUGCCUGCUCAGAUCCGGCGAGUGGGAGUGGGAGCCCAAGCAUCUUCCGGUCCUCCACGGCGACGGCAAGCGGAAGGAGGUGUCCUUCUGGGAGACCGAUGCGGUCAUCCCCGUCGGCGACCGGUUCUUGUACUGGGUGGACUACUACCGCGGCAUCAUCUUCUCGGACGCGUGGGAGGAGACGCCCCAGCUGCGAUACGUGUCUCUUCCCGUGGAGCCCUUGGAACGCCGACCGCGCGACCACGACAGCGGCUCGAGCUACCGCGGCGUGUCCGCAACGAACGGCGGUGGAGCAGUGAGUUUCGUGGAAGUCUUUCUCCGCUGCUGCUGCGGCUGCCCGGGCGCCACCUUCUGCUCGCGCUCCCGCUACGCCUUCAACAUAACCACGUGGACGCUGAGGAUGGAUGACGACAUGGUGAGGUGGGACAAGGUCAGCGUGGUCGACUCCGACGAGCUCUGGUCGCUCCCCGGCUACAGCGGCGUCGUGCCACGCAUCACACCAGAGUACCCCAUUGUCAUCCUGGACGACCCCGAUAUCCUCUGUUUCAUGGUGCGCAAGCUCCCAUACCAUAUGGAGGACGUUGACGGCGACCAUGCGAUACGGAUGAUCGAGGUGGACACGAAUCGCAUGGAGCUGCGGUCCAUCGUCUGUUACGAUGAGCACGACAACGAUUUUUGCUCUCCUCCGGAGUUCAUUCCCUGCGUGAUCUCCCGGUACUUCGACGCCUCCUCUCGCAGCUGGGGUCCUCCGGCAAAGCUCCAUGACCAUGAGCAAGCACCGACGACGGUGGCAGCAACAGUUAAACUCGAUUCAUCAGAUAACAAGGCAGCCAUGGCUUCUCCUGGAGAGAUGUUGGCGACACUCCGGGAGAUAGGUGACCUGGAGCGUGAUGACAUGCUGAGAACGUAUAGCGUUCUUGUGUGUGAUGGGAGCCAGUUCAAGUUCAGGUCACUUUUGGCGCUUCCCAACGACAUGAGGAAGGAUUACUGCCUGCUGCUCAUGCAAAAUCGUCUAUAA
This is a messenger RNA of Triticum turgidum subsp. durum (durum wheat), 1599 nucleotides long. Lineage: Eukaryota; Viridiplantae; Streptophyta; Magnoliopsida; Poales; Poaceae. The record is from the annotation of a GenBank genome assembly.